AUGGAGGCAGCUUUGAAUAUGUCACUUGAUGAUAUGAUUAAGAACAGAAGUGGGAGGGGAAGAGGAAGGGGAAGGGGACAGAGGGUUGGUCGAGGCCGAGGUGAUGGCCAAAGGUCAGGCAGAGGUGAUGGCCAAAGGCUAGGCCGUGGUUUAGGCCGUGGACGCGGUGCUGGAACCUUCCGUGGAAGGGGAGUGCCUUACCAAAGGCCACUUGGUGUCAAUACUCGCUCGUCAUCGUAUGCUAUUGCCAAGGCUGUGGAAUAUCAUCAGUCAUUCAACAAAACAAAGGAUUUUGCAUGGACACAUGAUCGGUUUGAGGAUAGCAUGGUGGCUGCUGGACUUCCUGGGAUAGAAACUGGUACCAAGCUGUAUGUUUCAAACUUGCACUACGGAGUGACAAAGGAAGAUUUACAGGAACUUUUCUCUGAAAUGGGUCAUUUGAAGAACUGCAUUGUUCAUUAUGACAAUAAUAGACACCCAACUGGUUCAGCUGAGGUGAUAUUCACUAGGAGGAGUGAAGCUGUUCAAGCAUUGAAACGAUAUAAUAAUGUACGCCUUGAUGGGAAAGAAAUGAAGAUCGAAAUGAUUGGAGCAAAUUUGGGUUUGGCUGCUGCUCCUGCACCUCGUGUUAAUGUUGUUUCAGGCGCAAGAGGAAGAGGACAGAGAGAAGUUGUGAUGUCCCAUCCAAAUGGGUUUGGUCGAGGUGCAACUGACUCGUCUAGUUUCCUUCCUGGGUGGAAGCGCAACAACGGCUUUGCUCAAAGAGGAGGAUCGGUCCGUGGGCGUGGGCGUGGCCGUGGCCGUAGCACCUUUGGUCGAGGUCGUGGACGUGGCGUCUAUGUACGGAAGGGGUUGGUGAAAUCGGCUGACCAAUUGGACAAGGAGCUGGACACCUAUCAUUCUGGAGCAAUGAAUGUUGACUAA
This is a messenger RNA of Triticum turgidum subsp. durum (durum wheat), 924 nucleotides long. The record is from the annotation of a GenBank genome assembly. Lineage: Eukaryota; Viridiplantae; Streptophyta; Magnoliopsida; Poales; Poaceae.